GAGGCAACACCGGCGCACCCAAGGUCGGUGGCAUCCCCGCCGCCAGAGAAGGCCGAGAAACCCCCUAGGUUGGGAGACAGGCCGAUCUGGUGGUUGGAUGUCAUGAGUCCGACUGACGCCGAAAUGAGGGUCCUCGCCAGAACAUUCGGAAUCCAUGGCUUAACGAGCGAAGACAUCAUGAUGCAGGAAGCGCGUGAGAAGGUCGAGCUCUUUCAGCACUAUUAUUUUGUGCACUACAGAACGUUCAAUCAGGACCCACUGAGCGCAAAUCACCUCGAGCCCAUCAAUUUGUACCUAGUCGUGCUCAAGGACGGCAUUAUCAGCUUUCAUUUCUCCCCCACCCCACAUCCAGCAAAUGUACGACGGCGGGUGCGGAUGCUGCGUGACUACAUGAUUCUUACGCCCGACUGGAUUGCGUACGCAAUUAUCGACGAUAUCACAGACGUCUACCUACCUCUUAUCCAGAGCGUUGAGGAGGAAGUGGACGAGAUUGAUGCCGACAUCGUCAGGCUCCAUGCUGAAGAGGAUCCAACGAGAAAGGAGAAGUCCAAAUCUGAGAAGGCCUCAAAGAGCGACGCCAAAUCGGACUCGGGCUCCACGGUAGUCGAGACCGGUGCUGAUAUGCUUCGCCGAGUUGGGGAGUGCCGAAAGAAAGUCAUGGGCCUUUACCGUCUGUUAGGCAGCAAGGCCGACGUCAUCAAAGGCUUCGCAAAGCGAUGCAAUGAACAGUGGGAGGUUGCGCCGCGCUCGGAUAUCGGGAUCUAUCUUGGCGAUAUUCAGGAUCAUAUUGUGACCAUGACUGGAAACUUGAGUCACUAUGAGAUGAUACUCGCCAGAUCCCACCAGAACUACCUUGCACAGAUCAAUAUCCGCAUGAACGAGCGCGCGGAGCAGACGAACGACGUCCUGGGCAAGCUUACGGUCCUUGGCACGAUCGUGCUGCCCAUGAACAUCAUUACAGGACUCUGGGGCAUGAACGUCUGGGUGCCAGGUCAGGAUUACGAGGGCGACCUGACCUGGUUCUUCUGGAUCACCGCCGGACUGCUCAUGUUCGGAAUGGCGUGUUUCCUCAUCGCGAAGAGGGUGUACAGGAUUGUGUGAUCCCUAGCGUAGACGAUUGGAUCUUACGGUAGCCAAGCGGUCCCUUGAGCGAAGUACAUUCCUUCAUUAUGUGAUUCUUGAAGAGGACAGAACAUACCGCACAGAUAGCGUCAUGAUUGGGGUGAAGACGGUACCCAUAUCUGAACACACCUGCUUGCUUCACUGGCUUUUGAAUUUUGGUUUUGGGCUUUGGCAUAAGCGGAUUGCAAGGCUGGAUAACCUAGAUUGUUCUUCUCUUAAAACAUAAAUCUAUCUUGGAGGCAACAGUUUGGGGUUUGUCGGGAACUGGUUAUACAGAAAUUGUAACAUAACAUUAUUGAAAGAGAGGUGGUGAGAACAUCUUCAUCAAGG
This is a messenger RNA of Cryphonectria parasitica EP155, 1452 nucleotides long. RefSeq names its product Mg2+ transporter protein. Gene Ontology annotation, molecular function: magnesium ion transmembrane transporter activity. Gene Ontology annotation, cellular component: plasma membrane. Bases 124 to 1101 code for a protein of 325 amino acids. The record is from RefSeq and is a predicted model, not a curated record. The transcript is spliced from 2 exons. Lineage: Eukaryota; Fungi; Ascomycota; Sordariomycetes; Diaporthales; Cryphonectriaceae. Gene Ontology annotation, biological process: intracellular magnesium ion homeostasis; magnesium ion transmembrane transport.